Synchiropus splendidus (mandarinfish) is the source of this 8664-nucleotide messenger RNA. RefSeq names its product family with sequence similarity 120B (gene fam120b). Gene Ontology annotation, cellular component: nucleus. The transcript has 16 exons. The record is from RefSeq and is a predicted model, not a curated record. NCBI's taxonomy places the organism in Eukaryota, Metazoa, Chordata, Actinopteri, Syngnathiformes, Callionymidae. The coding region runs from base 22 to 2187 and encodes 721 amino acids.
AACUACUGCGAAUUCGACAAUAUGGGAGUGAAAGGUCUGCAGUAUUUCCUUGACCGAUGCUGUCCACAAGCCUGUGUCACAGUCAACCUGAGAGAGAUGGCCAGGCAGCAUGCAGCCAAAACAACAGACGACACUUGCAGACCCACACUUGUUGUGGAUGGCAUGGCUUGCCUACGACACUGGUACAUGUGUGAGGACUGGGUGUGUGGAGGCCAGUGGAAGGAGUAUAUGGACAUCCUGCAGUCCUGGGUGGAAACCUUCACGUCAGCAAACAUCAGUUUGGUUUUCUUUUUUGAUGGUGUGGUUGAGGAGAAGAAGAGAAUUGAGUGGACAAGAAGAAGGUGCAGAGUCACCAAAGAUGUGGCCAAAAUUUUUUGCCACAUCAAGAUGCACGGAAAGCAACCUGUUUCUCCUUCCUGUCUGCCCUCUGGUCUAGCAACAUUUACACCAUUCGCCCUGAAGUCUUUGGGCCAGAAGGUGUUCUGCUCAGUACAGGAAGCAGACUAUGAGAUUGCCAGCUAUGCUCUACGAGAGGAAUGCAUUGGAAUCCUGGGCUUGGACUCAGAUUUCAUCAUAUAUGACAGUGCUCCUUACCUGUCCGUGACAAAGCUUCAUAUGGACACACUUACCACAGUAAAGUACGACAGACAGAAGCUCUGCCAAAAACUGGAGUUAUCAUUGCCACAGUUACCCCUGCUGGCCUGUAUCCUGGGUAAUGAUGUUGUGUCAGAGGAGCAGAUGAAACACAUCAGGAACACUGCAAUUGAGACUUACAGGAAAGGAAAUCCUGCCUCCAACCCUCAGGAUGGUCAUAUGGUUCUUGCUGUCUCCCACUAUCUGAAAUCUAUGUGGAGCGGCGUGGAAGAAGAGCUUGAUCUUUCACCUCUAAAUCUUUCAGCGGCAGACAAAGAAGUCCUGAAAAUGGGAAUUUGCUUCUACUCUUUGCCUGGGCAGAAAACCUUUCAGUCCAAUGACAGCCAUACUUUUCUCCCUGCAUUUAAGAAGUAUGUCAGUCCAGAAGUAUUGGAGUCUUGCAGGGAAACUCACAUUACGGCUGAGGGUUUCAUGGUCUAUGGUGUUUUAUGUGAAGGAGUGCUUGAAUGUAGCAACAGUCUGGAGGAUGAAGACGACAAGGAACUGCUCCCUCAGGCAGUCGUCUACAAACCCUGCCGAAGACGAAUGUACGGUCUCUUGCUGCAGGACUCUGGCAAUGAUGACGAACUUCCAGUCAUUAAAGAAUGGUUUGUCUAUCCGGGAAAUCCUCUGAAGCAACCAGAUCUGGUCCAACCUGCAACAGUUAGCCUGAAGUGCAGUCAGCACAAUCUGGAUUUGUUGUGGUUUGGCUCUGGUCCAGAGGUUUCUUCUCUUCGCUUGCACUCUUUCUUCUUCAUCUUUGACUGCCAGGAGUUGUCAGAAUUACAUGGAGACAUAGAAGACUCACUGCUGGCUACUGUCUGUGUGGUUACCUACAUGGUCCUUCAGGUGCCUGCUUUAUCAUUGGAGGAUGUGGACGCUUACCUGUGCCAAGCAGUGUGUCUGAGGCUGAAAUCAUCUCAAGAGCUCCAGCAAAUAGAGCUGCCAGUCCUCUCCAGCCGAGCAGUGCAGCUUGGCUGCCUCUACGUUCGAGGACUCGGCCACUUGCUCGGUGCCAAUUGUGCCAGUGGCAGCCCACUGGUCUGUGAGGCCUUUAUGCCUUGGCAGAGUUUCGAUGGGCGACUGUUCCACUCCAAAUACCUGCUGUCACACAGCAACACAGAACGUCUAGUGCUCGUGGACAACAACGCUUCCUCGCUCUCCUUAUUUGACACCCUGAGACAAAAAAUUAUAGAAGUCUGUGAAAGCAAGAGCAGAGUUCUGCAGUCUAGGCCCAAACCCUGCCAACUAGCUAAUAGAAGCCCAAACGAACAGCGACCCAGCUGGGGACGUUUUGGUCAUCAGCCGACUGGCUGGAGAGGCAGAGGGGAGAUGAGGAGGCGAGGAUGGACAAAGAGAGGAGAGUCAGAGAGAGGGCACUACUACCAUCAUCGCCAUGACAGACCAGGACAUUUCAGUCCUCAGUCUUCUCCUUAUCCCAGUGAUGGAGAUCAACAAAGUGGCUUCCCUCCACAUCAGUCCAGAAGCAGACCACAUCCCAGAAGGGGAAGAUAUCAAAUGGCCCCAAGAUGGCCUCCUGCUCCUGGAAACUAGGACUGGAGGAUUAGAGCACUGGAGGAGUUAAGAGAACGGGUUUUGUCCGUGAUCGUUAUACUGAUGCUGGAAGAAGCAGCAGGUGUUAUAGGAUGACAGAGAUGGAAUGUGAUGACGUGCUCCAAGUGCCAAAUAUCCAUAUUGUCCUGCACCAUACUUCCACUGUCCACUCAGUCAGCAAUUUGAUUUAGCAACUUCAGUGCACACAUGAAGGUUCACUUCUUUAAAACUUGGAGUAAUAUUUUUCAAGAUUUUUCCUGUCUGACUCUCACAAACAACAAAUCACUUUUAGAUUUUAAACUCCAUAUUUUCCCCCAUAUAUAUUGAUUCAUAUUGACUUAAAGAUGUUUUCAGCAAAGCAAACGGAUUGGUAUGCAUGCAUUGUUCUACAUGGAGCAAGAAGUUUUAUUCAAAGUGCCAAAAAAAGACUGUCAUAGUUGAUCAGGAUUUGAGUUAAUCUUAAGCUCUCAACCUAACAAAGUGAAAGAAAAUAGCAACUGAACUUUCAUACAUUUUUCAAUGACUUGAUGGAAAAGCACAUUUUAGACAGAAAAAACACUUUUCUCAAAAUCCUCCCACCGAGCCAGAGCAGUGUAGUAUUGCGGCCAUGAGGCCCUUGAUGUGGCCCACAUGGCCAAAAUUACAAACAAAAUUGAUGGAUAUUGAAAAGCUAUUAGAUAUGAAAGCUAAAGAAAAAGCUAUUAGAUAUGAAAAUAUUAGCUAUACAGACACCAUUUUACAUUGUGAUGUUCCCAAAACAACAACACGUCAAGACAAUAUUUAAUAAUAAGCAUGUAAAGUCAAGUAAUGUAUGAUUAAACAACAUAUUUCAAGCAAUUAUGCCAAUUUCGUGCCAUAAUUUGCCUACAAUCUAGUUUGGCCUUGUUUUAUAUCAUUGAAUAACCAAAAUUAAGUUACAUUUUCUUCAGUCCUGUGUUUUGACACAUUAGAUCAUGUGGCCUCUGAACAAAUUUGGUUGCCCACUGCUGGUUUAGUUUAGUAGAUACACACCUAUUGUCACCUUCACCUUCACCUUCUUCUGCCGCUUAUCCGGGGUCGGGUCGCGGAGGCAGCAUUCGGAGCAAGGAAGCCCAAACUUCCCGGUCCGCACAAACCUCCUCCAGCUCCUCCCGGGGGAUCCCGAGGCGUUCCCAGGCCAGACCGGAGACAUAAUCUCUCCAGCGAGUCCUGGGUCUUCCCCGGGGUCUCCUCCCGGUAGGACAUGCCCGGAACACCUCCCCAGGGAGGCGUCCAGGGGGCAUCCGGAUCAGAUGCCCGAGCCACCUCAGCUGGUUCCUCUCGAUGUGGAGGAGCAGCGGCUCCACCCCGAGCUCCUCCCGGAUGACCGAACUCCUCACCCUAUCUCUAAGGGUGCGCCCAGCCACCCUGCGGAGGAAACUCAUCUCAGCCGCUUGUAUCCGCGAUCUCAUCCUUUCGGUCACUACCCAAAGCUCGUGACCAUAGGUGAGGGUGGAAGCUCUCGAUUUACCGAUCGAUCCACACCUAUUGUCAGUUAUUGGAAUUUUUCGUUUUUAAGGAAUUUUCAGGAAAUUGUUUUCUGUUUUGACUGAAUCGAACUGGAACACAUUAAUAAGUCAACAACCAGAACUGGUCUGUGAUUCAGUGCUGUUGUCCUUCCUCAUGAUCCACUGUCAAGUGUCUCUUCAUGGUAAAAAUAAAGGUGGUGUGUGUAAUUUAUCUUCUGGCGGGUCAAGCCAGGAAUGCUUGUUAAUGUGCACCUGUCUCCAGUGUGAGCAUAUCAUGAGCUAGACAGCAACAAACGCCGUGACAGCCUAAACACACAUGCUAUAACGCUUAAUGUCAGCAAACAGAGGUGAAGUGUGGGCUAAUCAUAACUCUUCUCUUCCGUUAGCUGUUCUUCCUCUUGUAUCUGGGAGUCCCUCUGUCACAUUUACCUUCAGUUUUAGGUUGGUAGGCGUCUUUGCUAUUCAAGGAAAGAAGUUCACAAUGAGAAAAAUGUUGAUUUAUUUGAGGUUUGUUCUUAAUGAAUUUUGAUUGUUUUAAGCAAACAUUUCAUUAGUAUUCUGUGGUGCUCUACUAGAUCGCUUGGAAAAAGAAAAUAUUGUUUUUCUUUAAACUGACCAUCACCAUCAGUCAUAUACUUAUGUCACCCCUGCUGCCCCCGCCUUCCCCCCCACAGCCUCGCUGCUGGAAACUGCUGCCUCUGUUCUUCUCUUCUGCCAUUCUUGUGUUAAUUCAUGAAUCAUGACACUUCCACUCUUUCUUCUGCUCGGCGGCUCAUUCAUAUCGCUCGGCCUCUCCUUCUCACUCUGGCUGCUUCCGUAACGGUUUAAGGCUCCACAGAUGACUUUCUGUUGCCACUUCCUCUGAUGUGCUGAUGGGUCACAUGCAUGACGAGCAGGUUAACAAACGGCCAGGUUUGGGAGGUGGGAAUGGUCAAAGGUCGGGAUAACCGGGAAACCCCUUUUGCCGGCGUAACGUGAGGUUUCUUUUGCAAUGCUUUUAUCUCAAUUUGCACUUUCAUGAAGCAAAACCAGCCCUUCAGAUCUUGCUGCGGACAAAACGUUAUGAUGAAUAUUAUCUGUAACUGAUACGUCUUCCUUUCAGUAAUUGAAGGCUAUGAUUCUUCUUCAAGCAUCAACACUUUGAUUUUUACAGAUUCAGUGCUAAUAUAAUCUCAUCUUUAAUCACAUAUUGCUGGCGAAUGGUAACACUUGAAAAUUGUUAUUUUCUUCGUUAAUAUAUGGGGUUUCCAGGUUUUUAGUUGACUUUCAAUUGGUGUUGAGUUUAAUUUCAAGACCGACUGUAUGUACUUAAAGCCCUUGUGGGUCACAAUGACCAGCUCCAUUGGAUGUUGAAAACGAUCAGGCUCCGAGAACUGACUGAGGGCCAGUUCAGUCCCGUUUUUGUGGGGGUUUUUUUUGUCAAAAGUCACUCAUGAUUGGACAAAAUUGGCACCCAGACUUUGCAAUAGACAGAGGCAGGGGUUACAGGCACGGAAAGAGAAUGUUGUGCGACAGAUUCAGCCACUACAUGCUGGGGACGUGAAGAAACUGGAAAACAAAAUAAAACAAUGUAAACACUCAUUUAAUGUCGCUGACUGUACAAAGGCAAAGUGUUGAAAAUGCAAAAUAGGAUAUCACAUCAAGCUGGUUCUGCAAGCUGAGCCCAAAAGAAGAACAGUUUGAUGGAGAUUUUAGCCCCAAACAACCAAACAUUUUCUGUCUAUUACAAACUUAUUCAAUUAAAAUAUGUAUUUCGUCAAUGUAUAUAGUCUUUUUUAUUAAUUUUAUUUGCUCAACAAAUAUGAGUGUGAUUAAAAAAUGAGAUGCCAUUUGGAGCUUAGGUGGAUCAGAUUUGCCCUUAAAAUUUAAGUGUAAUAGUCAGUUUCCACGGUGAUCUUACGAACGUCCUCCAUUCCAUCCAUUCAGCAGAAUAUGAUCUUAUAAAAUGAAAACUUGCAGCGUUGGUUGGUUUCACACUUGAGUUGUAGAGAUCAGACCCACUAGUGAAGGAAAAGAAGUUUCUCAGCGUUCCAAACUGAGUUGAAUAAAAACUGGCUCACAAAAUUCUCCAUUGUUACAAGCUAGCAUUGUGGGGGAUUCAUAUCCUCUGCAUACAUUCAGACAUCUUCAGUUAACCACUGCUUAGUCCUGUCUGUCUGUUUUCCUUCAUUGCUUUCAGCAAGAUGACCAUGUUAAAUCAACCCUGUUUGAGGAGGGUCACUAAUAAUAAUGGUCAUCUCUUGAGUUAGAUUUUUUUGGCAAGUACUUCACAUUCUUCUUACACAUUUCCGAAUGAUGUUUUUCUCCAGUAGCUUCAGUCGUACAUUGACCCGAUGUCACCCAUGGCUCCAGCUGCUGCAAAAAUGUUCUUGAAUAUUUCUGCCGGGAAACCUCCUGGUUCAGUUGAAGGAGCUGUGACACUAAAGAUGUCGGAUGUGAACCGCAACAGCUUCUGAUUUCACACAGGACUUCAAGAAAAUAUAGCAGGAGCUUCAGUUAAACUCACCUUUUUAUUAAGUCUGUGGAAGGACAGUGGCGUCUUCCUCUGUGUAAAUCACAGACGUGGUUGUAAAUGUCGGACUGGGAGUCUUUGAUCAGGGCCUGGAAGAAAUGAGAGAGGGAGGAUGUGGACAUUUCAUCUGAGCUGAGCAGCCCAGGUGUUGCCAGGUCAUUUUUUCCCAUCUUUUUCCCCCCUGUCUUUCCAAUUAGCCCAGAGACAAACACGUGAGAAAAUGGCAGUGAAGUUCUCAGACAAGCACAUGUACAAAUUUACAGGGCAUGUCCUCGUCAAGUGAGACAACAUACGAGAAAAUCCAUAGAUGAAAGAUCUGGAAGUUUUUAUCUUACUGACAAAAAAGACCUGAUAAUGGACAGAGCUGGAUGAAAAUGUGCUUCAUAAUUGGAGGUGGGGCCUGAUUAAAAAUGACAAAUAAUUGCAUUUAAGUAUUUGAAACCAUACUUAUCAAAUUUCAGUUGAAUCUGGAGACAGAAGCUUAAGUCAUUUAUGCCAUGUAUAAGACUUAGUGUGCCACAGAUGCGGUCGACUAAGCACAAAAUAGAAGAUGUUUUAAACAGUCACACAUGCCCACACACACGGCUUUGGUGUGGUGGGGGUAACAGCCCAGUAAAUAGCUUCUCUCUCUCUUCAGCAGGUACAUGCCAUCUCAUCCUGCUGUUUGAUAAGCACAGACACUUCCCUUUAGCACUGGCCUGACAAACAGUCACUUGCUGUUUACUACGUGUCUAAUGAGAAUCCUCACCCAAAAGCACCUCUGCUGUCAAUGUUUUCCAACCGCGCCCUUUCAUUCAUGUGUUAACUUUUGGUUUCUGUCUGUGUCAUUGAGUUUGGAUCCAAAAUCAGCAAACAACUUCCUGUUGACGGUGGAACACAAACACUCCGUAUAUGGACUGUACUCAGUUGAGAUGUUUCAUGCAUCAGUUCAGAUAGAAGAUUAAAUCAGGUCCUCCUUUCCAUGAAACCAAGCAACGAUAGCCAUAACAUUAUUCUGACCAUCAGCUUUGCUGCCACCCUUGUGUGUACCCAGGGAGCAGUGGUCCGAUGAAGAAUAACUGUUAACAGGCGACAUGGUUAUGGAUGGCUGAGGCUCUGUGAUGCAUGUAAGGAGAGGUCUGACCUACCAAAACUGUGCAAUGGUCAGUGUGAACUGCCUGACAGUAACUCUGUCUGCAGGGACAGUUAGAGACAGAGGACAUGUUGGCUGAAGAAUGUUGGAGAUGCCAAGUUAAAGGAGUGGAGGAAGAUGACUAAUGAGCUUCAUGGAUGUGGUGAAUGAGGACGAAAGGAUGAUCAUGAUGGGUUCUGUUGGAGGCAGAUACUGAUUUGCAGUAACAACCUACAAAGUGAAAUUCUGAAAGAAGACUUCAGAAUUUUAAGGUGGAUUAAUGUUGAGAAACAAACCUCAAAGGAUUACAUCGAGAAAAUGAGUUCCUCUUUCAAGGUGUCUCUCAUAAUGGGCACAAAAAUGAAUGCUAAGCUGGAGAGAGGUCAUCACUAUAACUAUCACUACUCACUGCCACUGGAAUUUCCAGGUCAUUAUGGCAGCUUGUGUCGUUGGCCGAGGCUUUGAGCAAAGGAGGAUCAGCCAAGUGGACCUUGUUCAGCUCGGGGAAGCUUGUGAAAUGUACGCUGUUCUAAAUUUGUGUGAGCGGUUGUCACGGGCCAAGUUGUUUAAUGAUGCUGUGUUGUGUUAAUGAUUAUUGAUCAUCCGACACACUUAUUACACACAAUUUCCACAACGUUUCUGCUCAUGUCUUAGACAUGUAUCUUAUUAUUUUCUGAAAAUAAGUUUGAUAAUUCAUCACUGAUAUUGAAGAGGGUUAAAAUGGUUCUUUGAGUAAUUCUUAUUUACUCAAUGUUGAGUUUGCUUGGAUUUUGAAAUAAUCUGGAUUGUUAUUUGGUUAUUGUCUUAUUUAUUGUUUUCCAAACAGUAUGUUGUUAAAUAUGAAACUUAUAUUUACAAAAAAACUCACACUUUUGCAAUUUUGAAUUAAGAUGAUGAAACGUGGUAUUAUUUUCAUGUAAAAUAUUGUUUGAAAAUCGGGGAGCAUAAUUUGUGAUGUGAAUAUGAGUAUGAGCAUAAAUUAAUAUUAAUGUUAAUAUUGUUUUAAAAAGAUAAAUGUGUCUUAAUUUUCAGUAGAAUGCAUUUCUCCCUUAAUUGUACUUGUUAAUCACAAGUUCUCAUAAAUGUGGGGAAAAUAACUUUUUUGGAAUUUAUUUAUAAUUUCUGUUUGUCUGUAUUUUCAGUGAAUCCUGUUGAAAUUUAGGGAAGUGAAGCUCCGGCGUCUGCUGCUCUCAUGAGUAUUCAUCACAUGCAGAGCCGCUGCCGUGAUCCUUUGUGAGAACUUCACAUGUCCAGUGGGAGUGUUAGUGAGUGUAUUAGGAGGUUAGUUACAGGAUCAUCUCCUCCCGUCAAUGAGGUGUGAACCCCAGACUUCUCAUGUCCCCCUGGAUCCCCUCCUCUUUUUUUAA